GAAUGCUCAGGCUUUCUCUCGCGAGGAAGGACGCCAUUAUCGGAAUCCUCACAAACAACACGAGAAUUCAUCGUUCACACGACGCAGGUUUGAAUGAUGGCAGAGCAAGAUUUGGUGGAGAUCGUCCAGAUCGCAGUGGCAGAUUUGAAUCAUGAAGGACAUCAAACAGAUGUCCUGGAGAAUAAUGAAGACGCUGAUCCACCAGGCAGGAAACGAGCAAGGCUGGACAUUAGCCAAGAAACCUCUAUUAAGUCGAUGCUGGUGUCCAUCAGUCAGGCUGUCUGCCAGCGGCUGGACAGCAUGGAGGCCAAGCUGCAGGUGCUUGAGGCCACCUGUCGAGGUUUAGUCGAGAAGCUGGACACAGUGAUGGGGAAAAACCAGUCGACCAUCCAGGUCCCCAUGGUGUCAGGCUCCCCGUUUGGAGCCACUCAGACCUGCGACAAAGUACGCUGUGUUGUUCCUCAUACAAAUGUUAUAGUGAGUGGAGACCGGCCGAAGACGCGGGAGGAAACUUCACCGCGUGCCUCAGACUCUUUAGAGAACCUGCUCAGCAAUACUGUUGGGCGAGGAAGACAGAAGACGAUAUUGCUGAAGGUUCCCAUCCAGGAAGAGGUUCAGGAGGAUCAGGAAAGCGGCUCUGAAACGAGCGAUUCGGUGUCCAACAGCGGCCAGCCUUUAUCUCAGAAUACCAACAACGUAACACUCAUCACUCUCAACUCAGAGGAGGACUAUCCGGCAGGAACGUGGCUGGGUGAUGAGAACAACCCUGAGAUGCGCGUGCGCUGUCCGGUAUCUCCAGCAGACAUGCUGCACAUCAGCACCAACUGUCGCACGGCAGAGAAGAUGGCGCUGACGCUGCUGGACUACCUGUUCCACCGCGAGGUGCAGGCCGUCUCCAACCUCUCCGGACAGGGGAAGCACGGCAAGAAACAGCUGGACCCACUCAUGAUCUACGGCAUCCGAUGUCACCUGUUCCACAAGUUCACAGUUACCGAAUCCGACUGGUACCGCAUCAAGCAGAGCAUCGACUCCAAAUGUCGCACGGCUUGGCGGCGGAAGCAGCGAGGACAGAGUUUGGCGGUUAAGAGUUUCUCACGACGAACCCCCGCCUCGCAAAGCAGCUCAGAUGGAGUGUCGGCCGCAGAGACGUCGGCUAUCGAGACCUCUACCCAGCAGGCUUUGCACUACGCUCUGGCUGGAGCCGCACAGCAAGUCCAGAUUCACCGUAUAGGAGAAGACGGACAGGUGCAAGUCGGCAACCUACAGAUCCACCAAGUACAUGUUGGGCAAGAUGGCCAGGUAAAUGUUCUAAGAGGACCGCAGCUCAUCGCAGUGGCGUCGACCGACGGGACCGGCGGGGUUGACGCGUCUCCACUCCAGGGUAACGAUAUUCAGGUGCAAUACGUCCAGCUGGGAACAGUGACCGACCACACCGGCACAGUACAAGCUGAAGCUCUUACUCCAGCGCUGCAGGCGGAGAUGGACGUGAAGGAGGCCAUUCAGCUCCAGCAAGCCGAGAACGGAGAGGUGGUUCAGAUUCAGAUGCCAGGCACUUGAGUCGCUCGUGCAAACUUCUCACGUGUGCGUAUACAAAGAUAUUCGGCUAAAGCAUCAAGGAGAGGGUGAACCCGAGGAGCGUGGCCACUCAAACUCAAAUUAUCUACCAAAACCACAGCCUUCAGUCAACAAUUUUCAACUAAUUCCAAGUAAAACAAAUGCAAUUUGUUGUAACAUGUCAGCUCGUAUGGAAACUACUAGCCGUCCCACCAAAAACAGUCACGGCGUCCAGUCUGCUUGGUAAUGUAUAAGCAAUGCUGGUUUCAUCGCUGGCUCAUCCAAUCUCUCCGACACUGAACAAAACAGAAAAGAACAGAAGGCUUUUUCCUCUCCGGUCUAUCUGAAGUACCUCAUACGCAAGGAACAAGCAUGUUUAACUGAAGAUUCGAGCAGACGGUCGAGUUACUGGGUUUAAACCGGUCACAAGUGUCAUUUUUAGUACAUGAGCAUCACACUUUGUAGACUUUUGCUUAUAUGAUAUUUCAAAAAAGCAGCAGUUUAAAAUAUGCUAUAAACCAUAAUCCGAGAUUUUUCCGUUUUGCAAUCCUUUUGUGAAUUUUGUGUGCGUGUGUGUGUUUGUAUUGGUGAAGAUCUGGGGGUUUAUUUGGGGGCCGCCUGUCUUCAUUCAUCAAUUAUCAAUUUGUUUUCAUAAUGGUUAGUCUAAAUAUUUUUUGUUUAUUGUACAGAAAAAAAUAAACUACUGAAAGUUUUGUGGCGCUUUUGUAGGGCAGUUUACGAAUACACAGGAAAAUGACGACAGUGAACUGUGUUAAUGUAGUAUAUGAAAUAUGUACUUUUUCAUAUAUAUAUAUAUA
This is a messenger RNA of Sinocyclocheilus rhinocerous, 2372 nucleotides long. RefSeq names its product protein BANP-like. Bases 94 to 1557 code for a protein of 487 amino acids. Lineage: Eukaryota; Metazoa; Chordata; Actinopteri; Cypriniformes; Cyprinidae. Gene Ontology annotation, molecular function: DNA binding. The transcript is spliced from 12 exons. The record is from RefSeq and is a predicted model, not a curated record. Gene Ontology annotation, biological process: negative regulation of protein catabolic process; protein localization to nucleus.